UUUAGCACACAUUUUUAUCAUGAAAUGGAAAAUAUGUGAAAACAAUUCUCUUCCAUUGAUGUAAUUUCAUUUUUGUCAAACAUAGUCAUUUAAAAGUCAAGAAGACACAAAGAAAAACAUAUUGUAGUUUGGGUGAACCUUUGCUGAGACAACUCAAAUACAGAAGAUGAACAAGCAGCAUUCAUUAGACAGACUAAGGAAAGACAUCGGAAACUGUGAGAAACAUCUUAAAGAAUCUGCAAAGAUGAGCAACACCACCACCAGUGUCUCAGAAUUUAUACUUCAAUGUGCCAUUGAAUCAAACCAGAAGACCAUUACGAUUUAUGUUCUUGGAUUCAUUUACUUCACCUCCGUGUUUGGAAAUCUACUGGUGAUCUUGGUAGUAAUCCUGAACCAUCAACUCCAUGCACCAAUGUACAUUUACAUCAGCACCUUGGCGGUGAUAGACUUAGCAAAUGGUUCAAUUCUUAUACCGAAGAUGCUCUCUGUUCUUCUGCUUGACUCUUCAGUGGUGCCUUAUGCAGCCUGCGUGUUGCAGAUGUUUCUUUUGUUUCAUGUUGAGGAGAUGGAAUCCCUUCUCUUAGCGUUUAUGGCCUUUGAUCGAUAUGUAGCUGUCAUCUACCCUUUGUGGUACCCUUCACUUAUUACUAAUAAAAGAGUUGGCAUUGGUAUCUUAGUAACAAAUAUUGUUGGCCUAAUUUUGAAAUCUCCAAUCCUCUUUUUUGUUGGUGAACUUUCAUUUUGCCACACCAACAUCCUUCCUUUCUGUUUCUGUGAUUAUGGUACAAUUGUCCGAGUGUCAUGUAAUGAAGAUCCCAAAUAUUUAACAUCUUUGGCUGCUGGUGUGGCUACCACUGGUGCCUUCCCACUAUUUUUAAUUCUUCUGUCCUACAUUCGAAUUGUUAUAGAAGCUUUGAAGAUUUCUUCGGCAGGUGGAAGAAGUAAGAUUUUCAGCACUUGCUUGACCCACCUGGUAGUGGUUGGACUCUUUUAUAUUCCACUUCUACUGUCUUAUAUAUUGUCAGGAUCAGGAGCAACAAUAGCAACAGAAAGCUAUAAUAUUAUGUUUAUUCUUGGAAAUGUAAUGCCUCCUAUGAUGAACCCAAUUAUCUACAGUUUUAGAAAUAAAGAAAUAAAUAAAAGCAUUGAAAAACUCUUUUCUAGGAAAACAUUAACUCCUAAAAGGAGAGAAUAAAAUAAAUAUCCCACAUUGAAAUUUAGUAAACUUAUGGAUACCUUUAUAUGGCUGCAAUAUAAAUUAAUGCUUAGA
This is a messenger RNA of Erpetoichthys calabaricus (reedfish), 1270 nucleotides long. RefSeq names its product olfactory receptor 9Q1-like. Gene Ontology annotation, molecular function: olfactory receptor activity; G protein-coupled receptor activity. NCBI's taxonomy places the organism in Eukaryota, Metazoa, Chordata, Cladistia, Polypteriformes, Polypteridae. The record is from RefSeq and is a predicted model, not a curated record. The transcript is spliced from 2 exons. Gene Ontology annotation, cellular component: membrane. Gene Ontology annotation, biological process: G protein-coupled receptor signaling pathway. The coding region runs from base 167 to 1195 and encodes 342 amino acids.